Messenger RNA from Andrographis paniculata, 1896 nucleotides. Its product is annotated as probable receptor-like protein kinase At1g11050. The record is from RefSeq and is a predicted model, not a curated record. Gene Ontology annotation, biological process: protein phosphorylation. NCBI's taxonomy places the organism in Eukaryota, Viridiplantae, Streptophyta, Magnoliopsida, Lamiales, Acanthaceae. The coding region runs from base 19 to 1815 and encodes 598 amino acids. The transcript has a single exon. Gene Ontology annotation, molecular function: ATP binding; protein kinase activity.
CUUCAAUAUCAUCCACCAAUGGCUUAUGUCAUCGUCUUCCUCCUCGUCUCCUCUUUAACACUGUCCUCACAGAUUUCUGCAUCUUCCAUUAAUUCCGACUGCCCUAUGGACUUCAGCUAUGUCGCCACAAUCCCCUGGGACUCCUCCUCCUGUACUCACGACAACAUCGCCACCUGCUGUCAGACUCUUACCAGCCUCAUCGGCGUCGCCACCGCCCGCUACCUCAACCACACCUCCCAUUUCCGCCUCCCCGACCGCAGCACCUCCGCCUCCUGCCUGUCGGAAUUCCAGGCCAGGCUCGCCGGCCUCGGCCUCGCCCCCAACCUGACGGCGGUCUGUUUCCGACCGGAGCAAUUUGUCCAUACCAGAAAUGCUUGCGCCGGCGUACGGACCACGUCGGACUGGCUGAGGCUGUUAGGACAUUCCACCGCCCUCGACGCCGCCUGCCGGACAGACGUCGCCGACGCGGCGGCCUGCGACGCCUGUGUCCUCGCCGGCUUCCAGGUCCAGUCCCGGCUGCUCGGUAUCGACGGCGAUGUCGAUCACUGGAAAGGAUGCUUUUAUUACACUGUUCUGUAUGCCGCCGGCGUUGUCAACGAGCUCGGCCCUGACAGCCCCGGCGCCCUCUCUUGCAUCCUCGGAUUGCCCGUUUUGUCUUCGGCGCCGGCGAGAAAAUCGGCGAUUGUCUUCGGCUCUGUCGGCGCCGCCGUAUCGGCUGUUUUUGUAAUGAUAUGUUUAGUUGGAUGCUACAUGUUGCAUUUUUCCGGUGACCGGAAAAUUGCUCCGCCGCCGGAAGUUCCAUCGUUACCGAGAUUGGAUUUCGAUUCGGAGGAGGAUGCGUUGCUGAAUUGGAAGCCAAGAUCGCGGCCGAUGGAAUUCGAGAUCCGCGACCUCGAGAAGGCGACAGGAACAUUUUCGACGAGGAACUUAAUAGGGAAAGGGCGGUUCGGCGAUGUCUACAAGGGGACAUUGCGCGACGGAACUACGAUCGCCGUCAAGAGGAUAAUCGACUCGGGUUUUUACAAAAUUCACGGCGAGUAUCACGGGGAAUUCGAGAUGAUCUCGAUUUUGAAGCACCGGAAUCUCGUCCCGCUACGAGGCGGGUGCGUCUCAAACGGCGUAGAGUAUGUCGUCUACGAGUACAUGCCGAACGGGAAUCUACAAGACCGUUUAUUCCCCCAGGUUACGACUCAACGAGUUCUGCUGACAUGGCAGCAAAGAAAGACGGUGAUUCUCGACGUGGCAAAUGCGUUGGCUUACCUCCAUUACGGCGUGAAUCCGCCAAUAUAUCACCGUGACGUAAAGCCGAGCAACAUAUUGUUAGACUCGAGCAUGCGCGCUCGAGUCGCAGAUUUCGGGCUUGCCAAACGAGGGAUACCGUCAGAGGGCAAUUGCGACUUCUCGACGCGAAUCGUCGGGACGCAUGGGUAUAUGGCGCCCGAGUACGCUCUAUAUGGGCAGCUGACAGAGAAGAGCGAUGUGUACAGUUUUGGAAUUGUGGUUCUAGAGAUAAUGUGCGGGAGAAAAGUUCUCGAUUUUUCGGGGCCAUCGGCGGAGUUGCUGAUCACGGAUUGGGCUUGGAGGCGGGCGAGGGGCGGGAGGGCGGCAGCAGCGGUGGACCCCGCCGUGAUCGGCGGCGGCGGGAAGGAUGGGGUGGCGGCGAUGGAGAGGUUUGUGAGGGUUGGGAUUUUGUGUGCGCAUUUGAUGGUGGCUUUGAGGCCAACAAUGUUGGAGGCUAUAAGGAUGUUGGAAGGAGACAUUGAUGUUCCGGACAAUAUUCCCGACAUGCCAUUCUAUUUGUAUACAACAAUGUAAAAUUUCUAUGUCGCGUAAGGGGUAAGGGAUAGCUAUGCAGCGUAUGGAGUGAAUUUGUGACUGUGAGAUCAUGAGUUUAAA